AACCAAGAAUAUCAACUUUACGGCGUAAAGGUGAUUUGAGUGGAGAUGCCGUAAAGCGCUUUACGACAGUGUGUUCUGGGGGGCGUGGUCGCUCGUGCCAGGCCCGGUGCACCGCGAGAGGCCACGUGACGCGUCCACGGCUGCUCUAGCCGCCGGAAGGUCACGAGACACGAACCCGGCGUUGUUAUUGGUUCAACGGACCGAGAACGGGCUUGGCAGAUGCCACCACCAGCUGUCGACCACGUAUGCCAAACUCGCUGCGUUUUAUCCGCCCGGCGAAUGCGCUCGUUGUUGUGAGCAGCGUCGCUCCUCGUGCCGGCUCCGCCGCUGCCGGAAGGCGUCUGCCGCCAACUGCCCAGCAGCCUCACUGUGCACCUAGCCUGGCACUGCGCCCGGUAGCAGCGUCCUUCACGAGCCUCCUCUUAGCCUAACACCGCUGGUUAACCCGUCGUAAGUCAACUUAGCUCCACGUCCUCCAGUACCGCAUCGGCUCCAUCUCUUCACCAGCCCGUGUCGUGCCCGUUCAGAAUCAGAAUAUUUGCUCAUACUGGAGGAAUCCGACGAGCUAUGAAGCUCUUUCGCACCCCCCCUCCACCACCCCUCUACCCCCACCCCUCUACCACCACCACGGAUGUUUCUCGCAAGCGUGGAGGGAAGAGAGGGGGGCAGUGACCUAUGUGACGUCACGCCCAGGUGAGUCACCGCCCAUGUGACGUCACGCCCAGGUGAGUCACCACCCCCCCCAGGUGACGUCACGCCCAGGUGAGUCGCCCCAGGUGACAGAUCCUUAACAGAGGGUGGGGAGCAAGGAGCAAAAACACAGGCGGAGUGGAGCCUGGGACGGAGCGAGCCACAGGUGGAGAGGGGCCCUGGGGUGGAGGUGCUCAGUGGUGGAGGUGGAUUCAGGAGUGGCGGGACUCAGGAUGGAGGGGCCCACGGCGGAGAAGCGAGGUGCGGAGGGGGCUGGUGUUGAAGGCCCGAGAGUGAGAGUGGAGGAGCUCAAGAUGGACGGGCCCAGGGUGGAGGAGCCCAACGUGGAGCAGCCCAACGUGGAGGAGCCCAACGUGGCGGAGCCUGGUGUGAAGGAGCCUAGUGUGAAGGAGCCUAGUGUGAAGGAGCCCAACGUGGAGGAGCCCAACGUGGAGGAGCCCAGGGUGGAGAAGGCUAGGGUGGAGGAGCCCAACGUGGAGGAGCCCAACGUGGAGGAGCCCAGGACGGAGGAGGCAGGCAUGGAGGGCCCCACGGCGGAGGCCGCGCUCUGUAAAUUCUUCUCUCGUGGCCAUUGCCGCUUCGGGACGCGGUGCCGCAGCCUCCACCACGGCACGGGGGGGAGGGGCAGCCCGCCCCGCCCCGUCGUCGAGGGAAAGCUUCCCGCGAUGCGCACGGCGUGGGACGUGGUGUCGCGCGUGCGCUGGGACGAGACGCUCGACGCCGCCGAGUGGAGCGUCGUCUACGUCGACCGCUUCCUGGGGGAGCUGGAGCGCCCUUUCCUCGACUUCUGGUGGGGGGGGCUGGCGGGAGCCCCCCACGGCGAGCUGGCCGUGCCGCAGCACCGCGUGCGUCGCCUCCGCUGGCGCGGGGAGUGCGUGUGGGACCGCGAGCGCCGCCUCGACCGCGUCUUCGGCUCCACGGGGGACGCCGUCGUCUUCGGCGACCCGCCGGCCCCCCGCCCGGGGGCAGCGGCCGGGGAACAGGGGGCAGUGUGGGACCAGGGGGCAGCAGCCGGGGACCAGGAGGCAGUGUGGGACCAGGGGGCAGCAGGGCAGCACCUGGAAGGGUCAGACGAGAGAGCGCAGAGGGAUGCGACAGGACCAGAGAGGGCAAGCUGCAAGGACGAGGCCGGAGUAGAGGGGUCGAUCCUUGAAGGGACAGGCCUCGUGUAUGCAGCGGCGUUGGGGGGGGCAAAUGUUAAGUGCGAGGCAGGACCCAAGGGGGCACGGCCAGAGCCAGAAGGGGCAAGGCCCAGGGAUGAGGCAGGAGCCAAGGGGGCCGAACUUGAUGAGGUUGGAUCAGAGGGGGCAUGGUCCGGGGAUUGGGCAUUCACAACGAAUGAAGCAGCAGCAGAGGGAGCACGGUCCAGUGAGUGGGCAUGGCCCAAGGAUGAACCAACAACAUCAAAGGGGGCAUUGUCUGGGGAUUGGGCAUUGGCAAAGGAUGGGGCAGAACCAGAUAUUGGGCAGGGCCCCGUGAUGGGACAGGAGCAGAGACUGGGCAAGCCCCAGAGAUUGGGCAGGAGCAGAGGGGGCAUGGCCUAGCGGUUGGGCCAGGGCACAGGCACGGGGCAGGGCCAGAGAGGGCACGGGCUUGGUUCCACGCCAGGCCGAGCCUGGCAGGAGUCAGGCGGGGCCGCCCCUGCGUUCCGCCAAUGAUGCCAAUUUGUUUUUUUUAUUUGUCGCGUCCCUCCGAUACGCAGGGGCGAGUGCGGAGCGCCUCUCCGUCACAUCCGAAACAUCUGAAAGUGGGGCAAACCCGAGUGGCAGCUGUCCCCGUGCGACACGGGGGGGUGACUCAGCACCUUGGCCUGGUCUGUCUGAUGCACUUGCAGAGCAACAACCUCAAUGUCACAAUUCAGGUUGCUCAAGCCAGACAACUGCGCACAGGAGCAAAGCGGGAGUGGUUGUCUCCGGCCCCUGUGAUGUCUCCUUGGUAUUUGUGGAUCGGGGCAUUGAGUCGUCAGACAUUGUUGUCGAGUGUUUUCCGGAUGACCAGUCACACGCUGCUGCAGAGUUUUUACAAUUUCCAUGAGCACAUCGUGAUUUGUUAAGUGGGUGCGAUUUCGGGCGGAAUCUGUUAGCAGGGGGGGGGGGGGGGGCAGUGAUUGCUGCUUUGUUUGUGUGUGUGUGUAAUUCCCAUCGAGUAAUUUGCGGCCAAAUUAUUUAUUUAUUUGGACCCUGAUGCCGGCACGCAGUGGCGUCACAGGAUCUCUCUGACGUCCAGCUUCGAGUGGUUGUGUUUUAUGUAAUUCGCAGUUAACAUAACCACCCCCCGCGGUAAUAACCAGGACGACCGCCAGUUCCGGACCGUGAACCUCUGCAUUGAAUCGCCGUGAACUGCAAGAACACGACCCGGGUCCGUCCGGUGCUCGUUGAACUGCAGUUGGCUUCUGGUUUGUGUGCAAUGAGGGCGACCUUUAGCAUUAUGAGGUCGUGCUCAUUGCACCCAAAGCGAUUGCCACAAAUGAACCACAAUAUGAUAAUUGGUUUUUUUACCCAUUUUAUCUGGCAACAAAACUGACACUUUUU
Molecule: messenger RNA, 3242 nt
Organism: Petromyzon marinus (sea lamprey)
Lineage: Eukaryota; Metazoa; Chordata; Hyperoartia; Petromyzontiformes; Petromyzontidae
Gene: LENG9
Product: leukocyte receptor cluster member 9
Molecular function (GO): metal ion binding
Source: RefSeq, a predicted model, not a curated record